AGUGGGUGGUGGAGUCACCGUCACCCAGCUGGUCACACCACCGUCGACAUACUGCCUGCUGGGAUGAAGCUCGCCACCGGAGAACUACAGAGAUUGUUACAAAUCUGAGAUCACCCACUAUCUCGUCGAGAACUCGUCGGAGAGAUCACUUAACCCACAGUUAGUUUCCAGGAGCAGGGAGGAAAGAGGCGCGCUGCCAAGAUGAUGGAAGAAAUAGAUAGAUUUCAAGUGCCCAGUGCCGUGCAGGAGGCGGAGAUGCAGGCUGAGAUGCAGCCGCUGGACCCGGCCUCUUCCACGGCCUCAGAGGCGGACUCCGACACCAGAGAGGGGGAACCUGUCACCAUCAACUACAAGCCGUCACCCCUGCAGAUGAAAAUAGAGAAACAGAGAGAGUUGGCUAGGAAGGGCUCAUUGAAGAACGGCAAUGCUGUAGGUAGUCCAGUCAACCAGCAGCCUAAGAAGAACAAUGUCAUGGCCAGAACACGGUUGGUAGUGCCAAAUAAAGGCUAUUCGUCUUUAGACCAGAGCCCAGAUGAGAAGCCCCUGGUGGCCCUAGACACAGACAGUGAUGAUGACUUUGAUAUGUCUAGAUACUCAUCGUCGGGAUACUCCUCUGCCGAGCAAAUCAAUCAGGAUCUGAACAUCCAGCUGCUGAAAGAUGGUUACCGCCUAGACGAGAUCCCUGACGACGAGGACCUGGAUCUGAUCCCGCCCAAAUCAGUCAACCCCACCUGCAUGUGCUGCCAGGCAACCUCCUCCACCACCUGUCAAAUACAGUAACCCCACCCCUCUGACCUCAUGCCCUUUCCCCCGAUCCACACAAUAUAACCCCCAAUCUUCAUCUGCUGUGAGUUUACUUCGCCGCCACAGUGGUGACAGUGAAGCAUUGGUAGAGUAUUGUAAUGACAGUGCUAUGAUGAUAAUGACAAUGAGAAAUAAUCAAAUUAACAUAUAGAGUGUUUGGUUUAAAAUCCAGGAGAAGGGACACAUUUGAAAAAAAUUCAAUAUGUAUUUAAAAUAUGAGUAAAAGUGGUGGUUUCCUCCUAUGGUAGGACGUGCACUUGUGUUUGAGAGCCCUUCUCCUGGUGAACAUGAUGUAACAUAUUAGCAGGCAGUAAACAGACGGUAAAUUGAUGCUAUAAAUUAAUGCUCUAAUGAACUCCAUUUCCCUGAAGAAUAAGAAACAUCAUAACUGCUGACUCAACUGUACUGCUUAACUUACUGGAAUCUGGGUUGCGUUUUUGCAUUUUUGUAGUUCCUUUUAUUUAUUUUUUUUAUAAUUCUUUUUUUAAACCUGACGGAUAAGUAUGAUUGUAUGUGUUGACAUGGCGAUAUUUUAAAAGUGUGGGCUGUGGUGUCAGUGUCCAAAUAGAGGAUAUCUGGUACCGUAUUCACUGUACUGUACAGGGUUGUUAUGUAGCACAGGCCAGGUCGUUUCACUCAUUCACACCACCCUUAACACUUUUUUUUUUUUUUUUUUUUUUUUUUUUUUUUUUUUUUUUUUUUUUUUUUUUUUUUUUUUUUUUUUUUUUUUUUUUUUUUUUUUUUUUUUUUUUUUUUUUUU
Molecule: messenger RNA, 1564 nt
Organism: Epinephelus lanceolatus (giant grouper)
Lineage: Eukaryota; Metazoa; Chordata; Actinopteri; Perciformes; Serranidae
Gene: fam219ab
Product: family with sequence similarity 219 member Ab
Source: RefSeq, a predicted model, not a curated record